This is a messenger RNA of Mollisia scopiformis, 1677 nucleotides long. RefSeq names its product NAD(P)-binding protein. NCBI's taxonomy places the organism in Eukaryota, Fungi, Ascomycota, Leotiomycetes, Helotiales, Mollisiaceae. The transcript has 5 exons. Bases 364 to 1452 code for a protein of 362 amino acids. Gene Ontology annotation, molecular function: oxidoreductase activity, acting on the CH-CH group of donors, NAD or NADP as acceptor. The record is from RefSeq and is a predicted model, not a curated record.
CGGAGGGCGUGGAAGCUUUGGCCGUCAAAGUCCGGCUCCCAUUCUCAAUGCCAAAUCCCACCAUUAUCACAUUUUGGUCUCGCCAACAGGAAUUCACGUAUGCCAUAUCAGCGCCGGAGCAUCUUCCCAGGACUCGCAGCCGGCUCCGGCACUUCUCCCCUCCAAGCCCCGGCUUUCCGUCCGAAACGGGCAAUGGACCGAAGCCGAGGCACGAGUCAGUCCAUCUUCUUCCACUUGUUGCAACCGUCUCCGUAGGUAGAGGUUUCACAAAACCCAGACUAUCAACGGCUCGAGACGCAGAGAAUUUGUAAUCCAUCAUUUCUGUUGCCUGGGUACCUAUAUAAAGGGAGAGCGCUUGCCAAGAUGGGCAAACUGGUAUCGAGAAAGCAGAACAUCAUGGCUCAAUCAACGUACCAGUCUGUCGUCCUGGCUAAACGGCCAGAGGGGCUCAUUAUCCCUGGAGAGACAUUGGCGAUCAAGGAGAACCCGAUGAUCUCGGAGAAGGAUGUGAAGGAUGAUCAGGUUCUUGUUGAGGCCAUCUAUCUGUCGCUCGAUCCUGCGAUGAGAGGCUGGCUUAAUGAUACGCGCUCGUAUGUCCCUCCAGUUCAGAUCGGCGAGGUUAUGCGUGGUUUUGCCAUCUGUAAAGUGCUUGCUAGCAAGUCUUCAAAGUUCUCGGCGGGAGACUAUGUUACUUGCACCCCAGGAUGGAGAGAAGUUGCUAUUGUGGAUGCGAAGGAGGUGACUCCGCUGGAGGUCACAGAGAACGGAAGACUUACGGAUGCUCUUGGUGUCCUUGGCCUCACCGGACUUACGGCAUAUUUCGGCAUGCUGAAUAUUGGAGAGGUCAAAACUGGAGACUUUGUUGUUGUUUCUGGUGCUGCUGGAGCAACUGGAAGCGUGGCGUGCCAAGUUGCUAAACUGAAGGGUGCGAAGGUUCUGGGUCUUGCCGGAAGUGACGACAAAGUGCAGUGGCUGAAAGAAUUGGGUUGUGAUGAAGCAUUGAACUACAAGAGUGCGGACUUCGCGGCCCAGUUCAAAGAGAAGACCAAGGAUCUGAUCGAUGUCUUCUUUGACAACGUCGGAGGAGAAAUUCUAGAACUUGCGUUGAGUAGAGCAAAGCCACAUGCACGAUUUGUGAUGUGCGGAGCUAUCAGCCAGUAUAACUCCAAGACUCCCGUUGGACCUAAGAAUAUCACUAUGGUGAUCGCCAUGCGGAUUAAAAUGCAAGGCUUCAUUGUCUUUGACUUCGCAGCUCAGUACCCCUCUGCACGAAAAGAUAUUGAGCAUUGGCUUGCAGAAGGAAAACUCCAGCGCAAGGAAACUAUCAUAAAAGGUGGACUGAAAGCUGCAGAGCAGGCUCUUGUCGAUUUGUAUAAGGGAAUUAACACUGGAAAACUUCUGGUAGAGGUAAAGGAGGACGACUCUCAGAACGGAGUUGGAUCUAGGCUGUGAAAGUUUGAUAGGAAUACGAAUUUCGUGAGUGUAUGAUCAUAGAAAGUUUAGGACUUGAGAUCCUCUUUUGAGAUACGACGUCAUUGCAUGUACUACACCAAGUUGUUACUUUACAACGGGGCAUUGUGAUUGCUAUCACGUGCAACUAGCAGCAGAGACAGCUAAGUUUGACUUUAUCUCAUAGACACAGCAUUACGUAGCCUGCAAUCAAACUCUGUACUACCA